Molecule: messenger RNA, 1025 nt
Organism: Pyrus x bretschneideri (Chinese white pear)
Lineage: Eukaryota; Viridiplantae; Streptophyta; Magnoliopsida; Rosales; Rosaceae
Product: serine/arginine-rich splicing factor RSZ22A-like
Exons: 6
Coding region: 166-738 (190 amino acids)
Biological process (GO): mRNA splicing, via spliceosome
Cellular component (GO): nuclear speck
Molecular function (GO): RNA binding; zinc ion binding
Source: RefSeq, a predicted model, not a curated record
GGGGCCAAUCUGAGAUUUUAAACUUUAGAGGGGUCGUUGACCAAUUAGCCUCCUAUAAAAUCCAAAACCUGAGUGACCGACCCCCAAAAAGGAGCUGCUGCUAGGGUUUCUCUCCGUCUAUUUCGGCAACGCUCAAGUUUGUGAUUUUACAGCUUGAUUCGAAGAAUGUCUCGUGUGUACGUCGGAAACUUGAGUCCUCGAGUGUCCGAGGGAGAGCUCGAAGACGAGUUUCGUGUUUUUGGAAAUAUUAGAAGCGUGUGGGUUGCUCGGAGACCACCGGGUUAUGCUUUUGUUGACUUCGAUGACAGUAGAGAUGCAGAGGAUGCAAUCCGUGAAAUAGAUGGUAAGAAUAACUGGAGAGUUGAGCUUUCACACAACUCUAGAGGUGGUGGUGGUGGUGGUCGUGGUGGAGGUGGUCGUGGCCGCUCUGGCGGUUCUGAUUUGAAGUGCUAUGAGUGUGGUGAGCCUGGCCAUUUUGCUCGUGAAUGUCGUCUUCGUGGUGGUGGUGGUGGUGGUGGAGGUGGUGGUGGAAGGCGUCGUAGCCGCACUCCCCCUCGCUAUCGCAGAAGUCCUAGUUAUGGUCGCAGGAGCUACAGUCCUCGUGGGAGAUCCCCUAGGCGUCGCAGUUUGACACCACGAGGGAAUAGCCGCAGCAGGUCCCCACCAUACCGUGGGCGGGAGGAGUUGCCAUAUGCCAAUGGCAAUGGUCUAAAGGAUCGCCGCCGAAGCAGGAGUUAAGGAGUGCAUGGAUGGGUAGCCGGUGUUGUUUAAGAAGAUAUACUGGGAUUAAGUGUUGUUUAGUGUGCUUGGACAUCAGGACAACUAUGUUUAAAUUGGGGGACGCCCUCAGCCUCUACUGUCUCUCUGAUUUGGUUAAGUUCCUUCCUUUCUUAACUCUAGCUCGUUUUACUUACCUUUGCAAAAUAGGCGUAGGGAUAAGGAUCUUAAAGGUAGAGUCUUAAACAUUAUAACUUUGUUUAAGAGUGUUUCUGAGAAUGCUGCUAAAACUCUAUGCUUUUUCUGUG